AAAAAAGAAAAAGAAAAAGAAGAAGAGGACGGAAAUGAAGCCCUAUAUGCUUCUCCUCCUGCCUCAUGUAGUCAUGACCCUCUGCUUCUGUAAUCAAAUAUCAGAUUAGAAAGACGCACAGAGUGUGUGUUGUGUUUCUGUUUCAGUUUCAGUUUCAGUCUGUGCUUGCGUUGCGUUGGGUUUGGGGAGACAAAGAAAGAAAAUCGUAGAGAAAAAAUGUCGAAGAAGUUGGCGACGAGAAGAGAGCUAUUGGAGCGUUGGAGAGGCAUUGAGGAAGACGAAGACGACGAUCGUGAUCAUGAUCACGACCCCUCCCAAAUUCACCGUCUUCACCAACUUAAGGAGCAAUGGUUUGCAGAUGCGUUUAAUUUCUUAAUUUGUUUGCCGAAAGAAACUCAUAUCUGGUGUGGCACUGGGGAUUUAAUGGGUCCACUUUUGGAGACAUUCUACAAUUACUUCAAAGACGAGCGUCCUAAUUCUCCUCUCAAGCUUUUAUGGAAGAGAAUCUCCGAAGAAACGAGGCAGUGCAUCCAGUGCGUCUCUCAGCAACACCAAGCCCUAGAGAUGUACAAUGAGCAGUAUGAGUUGAGUUCAGUAGGUCCACUUCUUGAUGUGUUACGGAGUCUUAAUGAGGAAAGGGUGACUCAGCACUUGAGAGAGAUCACUGCAAGAAUAGCACGGGAAGAGUAUGAUCCAGCUCGUGAUAAUGCUGAAGUUAUUAGUGUCAUGUAUGAGGUUCUGAUGUUCCCUGCCCUUUUGGAUGAUCAGUCAUUGUUUACUGAAUUUGAAACGUUUAUUGAAGCUAUUGAUAAUAAGCAUGAACUGGCUCUGGAUGGACAGCAACAGUUUCCGGGUGUUUAUGCAUUAUUUUUUUUCAAGAGAAGAGUGCGCUCUGUUGGUCAUCGUCUUGCUGGAUCUAUGGGAAAACUGAGGAGAGUAACAGAAUUGGAACCUUUGCAGCCUUUGCUAAAGAAAUUUAUAUGCUUUUUGGAGAACGAAGUUUUGCCAUCGACUCUCGGGACUUCAAGGUCAAGAGUGAAGCUGGACCGUGUAUCCAUAUGGCUUGGAAUCAAAUCAUUGCUUGGGUUCUUAGAACCUCCAGCUUUUGAGGAAGGGAUAUUGGAGCGCUAUCCCAUUUUUCUUGACCUUGUGCUCAAUCAUAUCAGCAGUGAUUCAAUUGAAUUUUCUCAUGCGGUUACCUGCUUGAGACUGCUCUUUGAAAUGCUUGGUUGUAAGCUUUGGUUGAGGUCUACAUUGUCUGCAAGUGUGAUGCGCAACACUCUAUUGGGUCAGUGUUUUCAUACUCGAAACGAGAAAAGCCAUAAAGACAUUUUUGAUCUUUUUCAGCCAUUUCUGCAGUCUCUUGAAGCUUUGCAAGAUGGGGAACAUGAAAAGCAACGGAGGCAUUUUCUAUAUUUUCUCCUCCAUCAAGUGCCAGUCAGCGGUAACUUUAGUGUUCUAACAAGAAAAAAGGCUUGCCAGAUAGCACUUCUAAUUAUACACAGAGGUUAUAAGAUGAACCCGCCAUGCCCACCCUUUGAAUGUGCACAUAUGUGGGGCCCUUCUCUUGUGUCAUCCCUGAAGGAUUCUUCACUCCACAGUUCUCUAAGGCAACCUGCUUUUGAUCUUAUACAAACCAUUAUAGUGUCUGAUGCUGCUGCCCUUAUAACCUCAGUGUUGAAUAGCUGCACACCUUGGAGUAUUGAUAGAAGCAUGUCUAAUGAUUUGAAUGAUGCCGAACCAUUUGUUCCAGAUGUUGAAGAGGAGGACAAUAGUUCUUGGAGUGAAUUUGGUGCACAGAGUAAAAUUAGUUCUCGGGAAUUUAGGGAGUGGAUGUGCAUACCCAUGUUAUGGAUUGAUGUUCUAGUUGAAAUUGAUCCUUCAGUUUUUCCAAUAUCAUUUUCCAAGGCCGUUUUCUGGGCCCGAUCUCGUUUUCCAAUGGUUGAACCCGAAAGUAGUGAAGAAAUGGCACUUCCAGUGAGAACUUGGCUUUCGUCCUCUGCUACAGUGAUCUCCAAUUCAUUUGGUUGGAAAAUUCCAACUGGUUCUGAUGAUGGUGGAGAGGGAAAGGAGUCAAAAAACUCUGUAAAAGUAUCAUCAAUGUGUCUUCCUUUAGUAAGAACAUUCAAUAGGUUAACUGCACAGUUUGUUGUUCAAGUGGGGCAAGGAGAACUACGGAAGCAGUGGACUUGGGAACCAAGGAUGGGUGAAAGCUUGAUCCUUUCACUCAUUGAUCCUAAUGAUAAUGUGAGGCAGCUUGGGAAGUGUAUCUUGGAACAAGUUUCCAAUACACGGGGUCUUUCUUGCGGCUUGAAGUUUCUUUGUUCUAAUGGUUAUUCUUUGUCUGCCAUUUUUUUGGGCUUGAGACAUUCUUGUAAACUGGUAAAGAAUUAUUUUCAGCAAGCUCUUGGAAAUUAUGUUAUGGCAGUCUUACUUCGUGGUCUGUGUUUUCAGAUGACUUGUGUCCGCUUACUGGAGAUCCUCCCUGUUAUUUUUGAAAUAAUUUGUCCAUCAUUUGGUAAGAAGCUUGGGGAUUCCAGAAUGUUGGUGGAAAGUUUAUAUGACUUCUCAUGGCUAAAUUACCUGAUGGAUUGGGGGAACUCAUCACUUAAGGUCAUAAUCGUGUAUUGGAAACGGACAGUUACUACUUUGCUGACUUUCCUCAGAGGUUCACGUAAUAACUUUGCUAUGGAUGAAUUGACACAACAAGUUUUGCGCCUUUCUGUUUCAUUAUCUAAGGAGGCAUCUUGUAACAUUGAAAACACCGCCUUUAGGUCAAGAUCUUUAUUUCCUGAAACCUUGUCUUUUGAGAAAAAGAGUUUAGUUUCAGAUGUGCAGCCUCUUUCUGUGGAUGAUAGUGAUGUGGAGAUCCUGGACUCACUAACGGGAUCUUACAAAAAGGAUAAAGAAAAUUUGGUUGUUCUUUCUGAUAGUGAAACAGAGGAAUCAAUAUCACCCAAUGAGGCCAUUCUAUCUGAUACUGAGACAGGUCACUGCAUUUUGGAUGGCAAGCCUCUGGUUCCUGGGAGCACACCACAUUCUGACCCUAAAAAGGAGAAGGUUGCUGGGACUGGUGCUUCUAUGGAUUUGUUGGAAUCUUUUCAGCAAAAAGAUGCUACUGAUUGUUUGGUUGCUUCUAAGAAUAAGGACAUUGAUGAAUUAAAAGGCAAACCAGCACCUGCUUCUCUCCUAAAAUCAAAAGGGGUAGACAAUAAGAAGAAAACAGAAUACCCCAAACACAAUGAAAAUAAUUCUGUUUUGUCCCAGAAUAGAAUUAAUUUGAAGAACUCAGAUGAAGCUGUCAGUUCCAAUAAAAUGGUUCUAAAUUGCAACAGAAUUAUUUCUAAGACAAGUGAUACUGUUUUGAAAGAGAUUGUACGUGAUAGUGAAGAUGAUCCAUUUGAGUUGGCACUAAAAUCUGCAAGAAUUCAGCAGUCAGUUUUGUCAAAGUCCACUUCUCUUCCUAAACGGCAAGUUAUUCAACUUAAAUCACCAUUUGAAAGUAGAUUUGGCCGUUUACAUAGACUGGAGGCCGGAGUGAAAAGGUUCAAGCCACCGAGACUUGAUGACUGGUAUAGACCCAUUUUGGAACUUGAUUACUUUGUAACUGUUGGAUUAGCAUCAGCAAGUGAAGAUGGGACUCGAACUGUUAGCAAAUUAAAGGAGGUUCCUGUGUGUUUUCAAUCAUCUGAACAGUAUAUGGAGAUUUUUCGGCCAUUGGUUUUGGAGGAGUUUAAAGCACAAUUAAAUAGUUCCUUUCUGGAAAUGUCUUCAUGGGAAGAGAUGUAUGUUGGCAGUCUAUCAGUGAUGUCGGUUGAGAGAGUUGAUGAUUUUCAUCUUGUGCGAUUUAUUUAUGAUGACAAUGAUUCUGCAGCUUCUAGAACCUUUUCAGAAAAUGACCUUGUUUUGUUAACGAAGGAGCCUUUGCAAAAAUCUUCCCAUGAUAUUCAUAUGAUUGGAAAGGUGGAAAGGCGUGAAAGAGACAAUAAGAGAAGGUUAACCAUAUUAGUUAUCAGGUUCUAUCUUCAAAAUGGUUCUUCACGUUCAAAUAAAGCUAGAAAGAACCUCAUUGAUCGUAGUAAAUGGCAUGCAUGUCGCGUAAUGAGCAUUACACCUCAACUUAGAGAGUUUCAGGCACUAUCAUCAAUUAAUGGCAUUCCUAUAUUUCCAGUGAUUUUAAAUCCUGUCAAUGAUUCUCUUGGUAAUCAUGUAUCUAAGGAAGUGAAUCUGGGUAAGCUGGCCCAACCCUUGCAGCAAAUACUGAAAUCAUCCUUCAAUGACAGUCAACUUCAAGCUAUCAGUGUUGCUGUUGGAUCACCUAAGUUGAAGAAAGAUUUUGAAUUAUCUCUUAUUCAGGGUCCUCCAGGUACUGGCAAGACGCGUACUAUUUUGGCCAUUGUCAGUGGUUUGCUUGCUUCACCUUUACAGAGGACAGGUAAUGCAAAAAAUUCUCUUGUUGGUAGUUUGAAAACACAUAGUAAGCCAUUCUGGUCAAGACCACAGAUUAGUGAGACUGCUGCAAUAGCAAGGGCAUGGCAAGAUGCAGCCUUGGCCAGACAACUGCAUGAGGAUGUUCAAAGGAAUUCUUACUCCAUGGAAAGUUCUGCAAGAGGAAGGGUACUUAUCUGUGCUCAGUCAAAUGCUGCGGUUGAUGAGCUGGUAUCGAGAAUUUCUAGUCAAGGCCUUUAUGGCAGUGAUGGAAAGAUGUACAAGCCAUAUCUUGUAAGGGUAGGGAAUGUGAAAACAGUCCAUCCAAAUUCACUACCAUUCUUUAUUGAUACACUUGUUGACCAACGUUUGGUGGAAGAGAGGAUGAAUGUUGGCAAUGAAAAGAAUGAUUUAAGUGUGGAAUCUUCGAUGGCUUUACGUUCUAAUCUUGAGAAAUUAGUGGAUCGUAUCAGGUUCUAUGAAGCUAAGCGUGCUAAUUUAAGGGAUGGAAAUGUUGAUCUUAAGAAUUCUUUGGAAGAUGGUACUCAUAAGGGGGAUGAUGGGAAAGAAAUGUCUGAUGCAGAAAUAGGGUCACAGCUAAGAAAACUUUAUGAACAAAAGAAGCAAAUUUAUAAAGAUCUUAGCAAUGUUCAGUCACAGGAGAAGAAAGCUAAUGAAGAAACCAGAGCUCUUAGACAUAAGCUUCGGAAGUCUAUAUUACGGGAAGCUGAAAUUGUGGUCACUACAUUAAGUGGUUGUGGUGGAGACCUCUAUGGAGUGUGUUCUGAAUCUAUGUCAAAUAUUAAAUUUGGCAGUCCAUCUGAGCGUACACUUUUUGAUGCCGUCGUGAUUGAUGAAGCUGCACAAGCUUUGGAACCUGCUACUCUGAUUCCUCUUCAGCUUUUAAAGUCAAGUGGGACCAAAUGUAUUAUGGUUGGCGACCCAAAGCAACUUCCUGCAACAGUUCUUUCUAGUGUUGCAAGUAAAUUCCUGUAUGAAUGCAGCAUGUUUGAGCGAUUACAAAGGGCUGGUCAUCCUGUCAUUAUGCUGACCGAACAGUAUAGGAUGCACCCAGAAAUAUGUAGGUUUCCUUCUCUGCAUUUUUAUGACAGAAAGUUGCUAAAUGGUGAUAAAAUGUCUAUCAAGUCAGCUCCAUUUCAUGAAAUUGAGGGCCUUGGACCAUAUCUAUUCUAUGACAUUGUUGAUGGACAAGAGCAUCGCGGUAAGAAUUCUGGUGCAUUGUCCCUUUACAAUGAGCAUGAGGCUGAUGCUGCAGUUGAAGUACUUAGGUUUUUCAAGAAAAGGUACCCAUCUGAAUUUGUAGGUGGAAGAAUUGGUAUCAUAACUCCAUACAAGUCUCAACUAUCACUUUUACGAUCUCGUUUUUCAAGUGCAUUUGGAUCUUCUGUUAUAGAUGACAUGGAAUUUAAUACUGUCGAUGGUUUUCAAGGUCGGGAGGUUGAUAUUCUCAUACUUUCCACUGUUAGAGCAGGGGAUCCUAGCACUUCUGCACUUGGGAUCAACUCAAGCAGUAUUGGGUUUGUUGCUGAUGUGCGAAGGAUGAAUGUUGCUUUGACAAGAGCCAAACUCUCGCUCUGGAUCUUGGGUAAUGCCAGAACUUUGCAGACAAACCAUAACUGGGCUGCUCUUAUAAAGAAUGCUAAAGAGAGAAUUUUGGUUAUUUCAGUUAAAACACCUUACAAGUCCAUGUUUAAAACAGCCUUUUGCAAAAAUGUUGCUCCAAGAAUUCCGGACAAGCAUUCAAGACAGCAUAAGCAUGUUGAAAAGGCUAAAGAUGUUAGCCAGCAUGCAAAACAAAAUGAGAGCAUUGCAAAGCAAACCAUUGAAAGGAAAAUGAAAUAUGUAGGCGGUGCUGAUCACAGUCAAAAAAGGGGUAUAGGAGAUGAAAAAGAUUUUUUAGCAAUUAGAGAAAAUAUCCCAAGUAGUGGAAGAAGUGCCAGAGAUGAAUGCAAAUUCCCUGUGAAGACUGAUUCUUCUUCUUCAGUUACAAAUGGUAGCAACGGAACCUCUGAGGAUGUCAAGUGUGCAAUCUCAGGGAAACAAGUUACAGAUGGUGGAAGAAAGGGCAAAGAGAGUAGUGAAAAGAAAGUCAGUUUGGGGAAUACACAUACAAGCAAAAGAAAAGAUAAAUUUGAAAAUUAUAGGAGUAAUUUGGAUCACUCUGAAUUCGAAUUGGGUGAUAGCCAGAAACUUUUGAAAUCACAAGCGUCAAAAAGACUGAAGAAAUCUUCUGAUGGUGAUAGAAGCCAGAAAAAUCAGGAAGUUGCAAUUCCCUUACCUGAAAGCAGCCUUAAGGAGAGGUAUGCUAAUGAUGGAGAUAAAGUGCCCAGUCAAACUGGCACUGCUGAGGAUUUGAUUGCAAAAAGGAAAAAACAACGUGAUGCUGUUGAUGCUAUUCUUUACUCUUCUCUGAUAUCUUCAAAGAAGUCUGAAACAUCAAUGAAACCUUUGCCUGCCAAAAGACCUUUCUCAUCAUCAUCAAAUGUAAGUGGUGGCAUAAAGCCAUCCAAAACAAUAAAAGGUAUGGAAGUUCCAUCAGCAUCUUCAACAUCACGAGAUCAGAUCCAUCAACAUCGCAGUAAGAGGGACAAAUCUGUGGGCUCCCACGAUGGGGGUGAAGCCUGAUUCUGCUUGAAGUCAUUUAAAUAUCUGGUUCAAAAAGUGAAGCUUUGCUGUCAUUGCUGACUUUCCAGGAACUGGAAAGGAGAGUUUAGGCUGGCUUGGUGCACCAUCAGUAAGGGAUAAAGCAGCAUGCUUCUGCUAGUGAUGGCUGGGCAGCAGGUUACUUUUCGACAUUUUGCAUGCAAAGAUUCUGAAGAAACAUUUUUGGAACUCUUGGCCCUCAAGUUGCAAUUGGGUCCUGAAGUGCCUUGCAUUAUCCAGAUAAUUGACCUCUAAACCUGCUGCCAAUUUCAGGAAUCCUUUUUGACCAUUUCCUGGAGGUCCAUAUAAAAUUCCUUGACAUAGUCUGUCAAUGGGUGGAGCCCAUAAUCGUUACCAUAUUGUCCAUUGCGGAUGCCUGCUUUCACUGUAGUGUAUUAUCGUCAUUCAGAUUCAUGCUUGAAGUGAAGGUAGUCACAUAAUGGAUUCUAUGAUCUCCAUUACUGUUAGCAUCAUCGCUCCUGAGCCUUUUGUUGGCCAUUAAACUGUGCAAAGACAACACAAAGUUUGUAUAGUCAAUAGAGAGUAGAGGAAGAAAAUUGCCGGUUAAUUCCAAUGCUUAGAAGCGUUGUGCUUGUUACAGGACCUAGGAUAUGCUCAAGCCUAUAGCAGGAAGAAGUAAAAGGUUCACUGGAAAUAUUUUGAAUGACAUACGAGUGCAAAGAAAAUUCAUUUUAUUAGUAAAAACUUACGGUAAUUGUUAUGAGAGGUAGCUAUACUUGUAUUCUGACU
This is a messenger RNA of Quercus lobata, 7842 nucleotides long. Its product is annotated as P-loop containing nucleoside triphosphate hydrolases superfamily protein. Bases 217 to 7074 code for a protein of 2285 amino acids. The record is from RefSeq and is a predicted model, not a curated record. Gene Ontology annotation, molecular function: helicase activity. The transcript is spliced from 22 exons. Lineage: Eukaryota; Viridiplantae; Streptophyta; Magnoliopsida; Fagales; Fagaceae.